Molecule: messenger RNA, 1520 nt
Organism: Zea mays
Lineage: Eukaryota; Viridiplantae; Streptophyta; Magnoliopsida; Poales; Poaceae
Exons: 4
Coding region: 138-1112 (324 amino acids)
Source: RefSeq, marked provisional
CGCGGACGCCUCCCUCCCGUGCCAAGCGCCCAAGACCAAACCCACCAGCACAGCACCAAUUCAACCGCGACCCAACCCACCGCCCCGCACCCCAUUCCCGCACCCUCCUCCCCCAGAUCUCCGGCCGCGACGACGCCAUGACGGCCAAGGGCGGCGCCACGCCGUCCCCCGGCGGCGCGGGCCCCGCGGCGGGGAACGGCCGCCUCUUCACCGUCGGGCUGGUCACCGCCUGGUACUCCUCCAACAUCGGCGUGCUCCUGCUCAACAAGUACCUCCUCAGCAACUACGGCUUCAAGUACCCCAUCUUCCUCACCAUGUGCCACAUGUCCGCCUGCGCCCUGCUCUCCUACGCCGCCAUCGCCUGGCUGCGCGUCGUGCCCAUGCAGCUCGUGCGCUCCCGCGUCCAGCUCGCCAAGAUCGCCGCGCUCAGCCUCGUCUUCUGCGGCUCCGUCGUCUCCGGCAACGUCUCGCUGCGCUACCUCCCCGUCUCCUUCAACCAGGCGGUCGGCGCCACCACGCCUUUCUUCACCGCCGUCUUCGCCUACAUCAUGACCGUCAAGCGCGAGUCCUGGGUCACCUACCUCACCCUCGUGCCCGUCGUCACCGGAGUCAUCAUCGCCAGCGGCGGCGAGCCUAGCUUUCAUCUGUUUGGAUUCAUCAUGUGCAUAGGAGCAACUGCAGCAAGGGCGUUGAAGACAGUAUUGCAAGGAAUUCUUCUGUCUUCCGAUGGGGAGAAGCUUAAUUCUAUGAAUCUGUUGUUGUACAUGGCUCCAAUCGCUGUUAUCUUCUUGCUUCCUGCAACUAUCUUUAUGGAGGAUAAUGUUGUCGGCGUUACAAUUGAGCUUGCAAAGAAGGAUUUCACGAUUGUUUGGUUGCUUUUGUUCAAUUCUUGCUUGUCGUAUUUUGUCAAUUUGACCAAUUUCUUGGUGACCAAGCAUACUAGUGCACUGACUCUACAGGUUCUCGGAAAUGCAAAGGGUGCGGUGGCAGUUGUCGUCUCGAUUAUGAUAUUCAGGAAUCCCGUGUCCAUAACAGGAAUGCUCGGUUAUACUCUCACAGUUUUUGGCGUCAUUCUUUACAGUGAAUCGAAAAAGCGCAGCAACAAGCCAUGAAUACCCUAGGAGACAGUAAAUAUGGGAAAUCAUUUCUUUGUCCUGUCAGUGCCUAGAGCUAAUAUAUGAUGAGAAAUCACAUCGGUGGCGACCACAACAAAUCCUAUGCCAUACUGCCUCAGCAAUUGGACAUCAAGGAUAGAAGUCCAAUAACUACCUUGGCAUAUGGGAGGCAUUUUGUUUUAUGGCGUUGAUGGAUAGAAUAUAAAUAUUUUUUUGUGUGUGUUAGAGAACUAUGGCUCACACUGCCAGCAUUGGUUGAUACGUUUAGCUCUUGGGAAAUUGCCUCUUGUAUUCAUCUUCUGCUGCUGCAGUUUCCAUUUUGUUUUGUUGUGAAGACCACCUAUACCACACUUUGAUCCAGGUUCCGGGACCUAAUUAAUAUAUUGUGACACUGAAUUGAUGCUC